AUGCCGGUCACCCAGAGACUGCGGGAGCUGAUGAAGAAGGCCCGGCGGGAGAUGAGUGGGAAAGGGAAACUGGCCAAGCUGCUGGCUGGCGCUGUCAAGAAGGUGCUGCCGCAGAAGGCCAAGUUCGAAACCACCCGCAAGACCUUCACUGAGAAGAUCCGCAGCAAGUUCAGGCACAUGAACUCCCCCGCCAAGGCUGCCGGACACCAGUGCAGCCCUGAGGAGCAGCAGCGAGUCGAGCAGGGUAAGUACCGCGGGCUCGGUGGGGACGGGAUCCCUGCACCCCAGAAGGUGCUCUUCCCCGUGGAGCGCCUGUCCCUGAAGUGGGAGAAGGUGCACCGGAUCGGCGCGGGACUGCGCAACCUUGGGAACACGUGUUUCCUCAACUCCACCGUGCAGUGCCUGACCUACACCCCGCCGCUCGCUAACUACCUGCUCUCCAAGGAGCACAGCAGCACCUGUGACCAAGGCAGCUUCUGCAUGAUGUGUAUCAUGCAGAACCAUGUCACGCAGGCCUUUGACAACAGCGGGAGCGUGAUAGAGCCAAUGGCCUUCGUCCGAGACCUCAAGAAGAUCGCUCGGCACAUGCGCUUUGGUCAGCAGGAGGAUGCGCAUGAAUUCCUGCGUUACACCAUCGACGCUAUGCAGAAGUCCUGCCUGAGCGGCUGCACCAGGUUGGAUUGCGAGACCCAGGCAACAACAUUGGUCCACCAGAUCUUUGGCGGUUACCUGCGGUCCCGUGUGGAGUGUUUGGUGUGCAAGAGCGUCUCGGACACGUACGACCCUUUCCUGGACCUGGCACUGGAGAUCUGGCAAGCCAGAGACCUACUGGAGGCGCUGGAGCUGUUCGUGAAGCCAGACCUGCUGGGUGGCGAGAACUCCUACCUGUGCGCAGGAUGCAACAACAGAGUGUCGGCCACCAAACGCUUCAGCAUCCACCGACCCUCCAACGUCCUCACGCUCUCACUGAAGCGGUUCUUCUUCUACGGUGGACAGAAACUCACAAAGGACUUGGCGUACCCUGAGUUUCUGAACAUCCGCCCAUAUAUGUCUAAGAACAAGGGGGAUCCUGUCAUGUAUGGGCUCUAUGCAGUGCUGGUGCACUCUGGGUAUAGCUGCCAUGCAGGGCACUACUACUGCUACGUGAAGGCCAGCAACGGGCAGUGGUACCAGAUGAACGACAGCAUGGUCCGCUGCAGCAACAUCAAUGCAGUGCUGAACCAGGAGGCCUACCUGCUGUUCUAUGUGAGAAUCCCCGGCCCAGAGAAGAGCUUGGACGGGCCCAUUGCCAGAGCUGCCUCCAAGCUGACUGUCUGCAAUGGCACAGUCUCCAAAGAGGCGAAGAAAACUGUGAGCCACAGGCCCCUGUUUCCAUCCCUGAGACGCAGCGUGCUGCCAGAGAAGAAGGGGCCGGGGCCGGAGGAGGUCGGGGUGCCCGUGGACCGCAGGACAUUGAGCACGAGACCAGAGCUGCAGAACGGGACCGCCCCGGAGAAGCUGCCCGUCACAUCGCUGGGAACCCAAGAGGCCUUCAAAGCCACCUGUGCGGGCACAGCGCUGCCCAGUGCCACAGCCCAGAGCCCAGAGCCUCCCAGGUCCACGUCACCCCUGGGCUCCAGCAACACCAGCGGAGCAAGCUCAGCCAAAGCACAUCAUCCUCGGCAGAGCUCCUGGGAGGAAAGGAUGCCACCUGCCCAGGCCACAUCCCCAGUGCUGCUGGGCCUCACCCAGCAGCCCGGGAGCACUGGGGUUAGAGCCCAUGACUUGGAGGAGGACUCGGGAAGCAGCAGUGCUGCCAGCCCAGCGCCUGGUGCAGUGGGGAAGCCGGACACAGUUUCCCAGGAGGCCAGGAGCAGAACCAGCAGCUCCUGCAGCUCUCGGGAGACAGAGCGUGGCACCGACAUCCCUGCUGCCCCCGGUGCCGCGCCGGCUGACCCCGCAGCCGUCAGGUGCAUCAAGGCGAAAUCCCCCUGGUCGGCCAGUGCUGCUGCAGGGCAGAGCAGCAGCAUAUCACCACCACCGGCCAAGAAGCUGGCGCCCUCUGGCAGAAAGGGCUGGAAGCUGCACAGAAGUGCCCACCACGCGCAGGCUCGCGUGCGAGUUGCUGGCAGCAACUUCCCACCAAACACCGGCUGCCCCGACUCAGCUCUCCUGCCUUUGGGCACGUGCAGCGCGGAGAAGGAGCCCAGCCUGCUCACCGCCGACUCCUUCACGAAGAAACGGCGGCAUGAGGCAGUCAGCAGCCUCGGCACUGCAGCAGGCGAGGACGAGGUCUCCAUCCCACCUAAGAAAAAGAAGAACCUUCUUGCUGCGGAGGCCUCGGUGUCCCUGGAGGGGCUGGAGGCAGCAGGUCCCAGCAGUGACAGGGAGGCACCGGGCUCUCAGGCCCUUGAGAGCUGGCUCAUGUCAUCCCCCCCUGCUCACCCGGACUGGGAGCCCAGCUCUGCCCCAAGGAGGGAAAAGAAGAGGAGGAGGAAGAUGAGCAGCACUAGGCAGAUGCAUGGAUCUUGGCAGCAGACAGCCAAGCUGGAGACGGGUACAGGCGCUGCCCUGCUACCAGGAGGCCUGCGCCUGACCGUGGGGCUGGCACAGCACCAACGAGCCAGCCAGAGUCCACAGUGGUGCAGCAGCUGCUUGUAGACUCCUUGGACAAGGCUUAUGG
This is a messenger RNA of Strigops habroptila (Kakapo), 2662 nucleotides long. It is a transcript of the gene USP36, whose product is annotated as ubiquitin specific peptidase 36. Gene Ontology annotation, molecular function: cysteine-type endopeptidase activity; cysteine-type deubiquitinase activity. NCBI's taxonomy places the organism in Eukaryota, Metazoa, Chordata, Aves, Psittaciformes, Psittacidae. The transcript is spliced from 15 exons. The record is from RefSeq and is a predicted model, not a curated record. Gene Ontology annotation, cellular component: cytosol; nucleus. The coding region runs from base 1 to 2640 and encodes 879 amino acids. Gene Ontology annotation, biological process: protein deubiquitination; regulation of apoptotic process.